Molecule: messenger RNA, 2360 nt
Organism: Neofelis nebulosa (Clouded leopard)
Lineage: Eukaryota; Metazoa; Chordata; Mammalia; Carnivora; Felidae
Gene: FARSB
Product: phenylalanyl-tRNA synthetase subunit beta
Exons: 17
Coding region: 236-2005 (589 amino acids)
Biological process (GO): phenylalanyl-tRNA aminoacylation
Cellular component (GO): phenylalanine-tRNA ligase complex; cytoplasm
Molecular function (GO): phenylalanine-tRNA ligase activity; ATP binding; magnesium ion binding
Source: RefSeq, a predicted model, not a curated record
UGUCGCCAAUGUUGUCUCCUUUCUCAGCCUGCACGUUAUUCAUACCACGCAUAUGGGUUUAAGGAGUUUAACUAUCGCAAUUUACGUGCCUCCAGAUGAAAAACGAGGCAGAAGCUGUUGGGAGCCGACUGGCAAUAUUGAAGGGAGCCCGCACAAGAGGGAGCCGGGUCCUACGUGCCUCGCGCGCUGAGCCCCGGCCGGUUCACCGCGCAGUCGCAGUAGAUCCCGACUCGCCAUGCCGACUGUCAGCGUGAAGCGGGAUUUGCUCUUCCGAGCCCUGGGUCGGACCUACACUGACGAAGAAUUUGAUGAACUGUGUUUUGAAUUUGGUCUGGAACUUGAUGAAAUUACUUCUGAGAAAGAAAUCAUAAGUAAGGAACAAGGUAAUGAAAAGGCGGAGGGAGCCUCUGAUGUUGUUCUUUACAAAAUUGAUGUCCCUGCCAAUAGAUAUGAUCUUCUUUGUUUGGAAGGAUUGGUUCGAGGACUUCAAGUCUUCAAAGAAAGGAUAAAGGCUCCAGUGUAUAAACGGGUAACACCUAAUGGAGAAAUCCAGAAAUUGAUCAUCACAGAGGAGACAGCAAGAAUACGCCCUUAUGCUGUGGCUGCGGUUCUCCGGAAUAUCAAGUUCACUAAAGAUCGACACGACAGCUUCAUUGAACUUCAGGAGAAACUACAUCAGAACAUUUGCAGGAAAAGAGCCUUGGUUGCUAUUGGUACCCAUGAUUUGGACACUUUGUCAGGCCCUUUUACUUACACUGCAAAGCGACCUUCAGAUAUCAAAUUCAAGCCUCUAAAUAAGACCAAGGACUAUACAGCCUGUGAAUUGAUGAACAUAUACAAGACUGACAACCACCUUAAACAUUACUUACAUAUCAUUGAAAAUAAACCCCUGUUCCCAGUUAUCUAUGAUAGCAACGGUGUCGUCCUUUCAAUGCCUCCAAUCAUCAAUGGAAAUCAUUCCAAAAUAACUGUAAAUACUCGAAAUGUAUUUAUUGAAUGCACAGGAACGGACUUUACUAAGGCAAAAAUAGUUCUCGAUGUUAUUGUCACCAUGUUCAGUGAAUACUGUGAGAAUCCGUUUACGGUUGAAGCCGCUGAGGUAGUUUUUCCUAAUGGAAAAUCAUACAUCUUUCCAGAACUGGCUUACCGAAAAGAGAUAGUGAGAGCUGAUCUAAUUAACAAAAAAGUUGGAAUCAGAGAAACUCCAGAAAAUAUUGCCAAGCUUCUAACCAGGAUGCAUUUAAAGUCAGAAGUAAUAGGCGACGGGAAUCAGAUUGAGAUUGAGAUCCCUCCAACCAGAGCUGACGUUAUCCACGCAUGUGAUAUUGUGGAAGACGCAGCUAUUGCUUACGGAUAUAACAACAUUCAGAUGGCUCUCCCGAAAACAUACACCAUAGCUAAUCAAUUUCCUCUUAAUAAGCUCACAGAGCUCCUACGGUAUGACAUGGCGGCCGCCGGAUUCACCGAAGCGCUUACCUUUGCUCUGUGCUCCCAAGAAGAUAUUGCUGAUAAACUUGGUUCGGACAUCUCUGCAACAAAGGCAGUCCACAUAAGUAAUCCUAAGACAGCUGAAUUCCAGGUGGCACGCACUACCCUUCUUCCUGGCCUCCUAAAGACCAUAGCUGCGAAUCGGAAGAUGCCCCUUCCUCUGAAACUGUUUGAAAUCUCUGACAUUGUAGUAAAAGAUUCUAGCAGAGAUGUAGGUGCAAGAAACUACAGGCACCUCUGUGCUGUUUAUUACAACAAGAAUCCUGGAUUUGAGAUCAUCCAUGGGCUACUUGACAGAAUUAUGCAGCUCCUGAAUGUGCCUCCCGGUGAGAAGAAGGGGGGAUAUGUGAUCAAGGCAUCAGAAGGUGCUGCUUUCUUCCCCGGGAGAUGCGCCGAGAUCUUGGCCAGGGGUCAAAGCAUCGGGAAGCUCGGGGUCCUUCAUCCUGAUGUCAUCACUAAAUUUGAGCUGACCAUGCCCUGCUCCUCCCUGGAAAUCAACAUCGAGCCCUUUUUGUGAAGAUGGGUCUCUGCCGUGUGACUCUCUCCCGGAGCAUUCUGCUCCUUCCCUGGUGUCCUUGAGUCGUCUCUGCCCUCCCACCCCCCCUACCACCCCCCCCCCCCCCCGGGACCAUUCGCUUGUGCUUUAAUGUUUAAUAAAGUAGAAAGUCGUGUCUGGCUCCGUGUGUAGAGGCCACCCGCUCCCUGCAUUAGGCCAGCUUGUGCGAACACGCUGUCUGUGAAGCCGCGUUACAAGGAGAAGCCCAGAGGACCGCAGGCCGGAGCCUUGCUGAUGAAACCAGCGCUGAUGCGGGAGAAUGGAAGAGUUUGUUCCUUCUCCAUCUGACGUGCAGCCAGCAGUGGGAAACAGCAGU